UACGUAUCAGUAUUAAUGAGUGUUUCCUGGUGGUUGUAUUCUGUGUAUUACGGUAUCAGUAUUAAUGAGUGUUUGGUUACCAGACGUACUGACAGUGCGAGGGACAGAGAGCGAUACGACGACCGCAUCACAGAGAUCACCUCCAGACCAACCAAGUCGCAGCAGACCUCGUACAUCCAGAGCCCAGAGCCCGAUUCAGUUGCUGCAGCACCAGAGACGGAGGCCCUCUCACCGGCCCCCCAGGAGGAGACCCCGGCCCCGAUAGAGGAGACCCCAGUAGUAGAGGAGACCCCGGCAGUAGAGGAGACCCCGGUAGUAGAGGAGACCCCAGUAGUAGAGGAGACCCCGGCAGAGGAGCCGUCAGCCCCCAGCUCCAGUGAAGACAGCCCAGAAAGUGGACCGGAACCGGCUGGAGAACCUGCUGCUCUAGAACCUGAUGUAGUAGAACCUGCUGCUUCUCUAGAACCCGCUGCUGCAGAACCUGCCGCUGCUCUAGAACCUGCCGCAGUAGAACCUGCCGCAGUAGAACCUGCCGCAGUAGAACCUGCCGCAGUAGAACCAGUUGCAGUAGAAGUAGCUGCAGUAGAAGUAGCUGCAGUAGAAGUAGCUGCAGUAGAAGUAGCCGCUGUAGAAGCUGUUGCAGUAGAAGUAGCAGCUGUAGAAGCAGCUGCUGUAGAACCAGUUGCAGUAGAAGCAGCCGCUGUCGGAGCGGACCCCAUCGCCCCAGCAGACAGUGCGGAACCCACUGCUAGCCUACCUGUGGUGCCAGGCCACGCCCCCUACCUUCUGAUUGGAGGGGGCACCGCGUCUUUUGCCGCCGCCCGCUCCAUCCGCGCCCGCGACCCUGGUGCCAAGGUGCUGAUCGUGACGGACGAGCCGGACCUGCCCUACAUGAGGCCCCCGCUCUCCAAAGAGCUGUGGUUCUCCGACGACCCCACGGUCACCGACACGCUGCGCUUCAAACAGUGGAACGGGAAGGAGAGGAGCAUCUACUUCCAGCCGCCGUCGUUCUACAUCAGCCCUGAGGAGCUGGCCGUGGCCGCCAACGGAGGCGUGGCCGUGCUCACGGGCAGGAAGGUGGUGCACAUGGACGUGAGGGGGAACAAAGUGCAGCUGGACGAUAACACGGAGAUUUCCUACGAUAAGUGUCUAAUCGCUACAGGCGGAGUCCCCAGGAACAUGCAGGUGAUAGAGCGGGCCGGGGAGGAGGUGAUGAACCGGACCACUCUGUUCCGCAAGGUGGAGGACUUCAAGGUGCUGGACAUGGUCUCCAGGAGUGUGAAGUCCAUCACCAUCGUGGGCGGGGGCUUCCUGGGCAGUGAGCUGGCCUGCGCCCUGGGCAGGAGAUCUGCUGACUCAGAUCUGGAGGUGGUGCAGAUCUUCCCGGAGAAGGGGAACAUGGGGAAGGUCCUCCCGGAGUACCUCAGCAACUGGACCACCGAGAAGGUCAAGAAAGAGGGGGUGAAGGUGAUGCCCGAGGCCCUGGUGAAGUCCGUCAGCUUCAAGGACGAGCAGGUCCACAUCCACCUGAAGGACGGCCGCGUGGUGAUCACGGACCACCUGGUGGCGGCGGUGGGUCUGGAGCCCAGCGUGGACCUGGCCAAGUCGGCCGGUCUGGAGGUGGACGCCGACUUCGGGGGGUACCGGGUCAACGCGGAGCUGCAGGCGCGCUCCAACAUCUGGGUGGCCGGCGAUGCGGCCUGCUUCUACGACAUCCGGCUGGGCCGGCGGAGGGUGGAGCACCACGACCACGCGGUGGUCAGCGGCCGGCUGGCCGGGGAGAACAUGACCGGGGCCAACAAGCCCUACUGGCACCAGUCCAUGUUCUGGAGUGACCUGGGCCCGGACGUGGGCUACGAGGCCAUCGGCAUCGUGGACAGCAGCCUCCCCACCGUGGGGGUCUUCGCCAAGGCAACCGCCAAGGACACGCCCCGCGCCGCCACCGAGAAGUCCGGGACGGGGAUCCGGUCGGAGAGUGAGACGGAGGAGGUGGCCCAGAGCCCCGUGGCCUCCACGACGCCCGCCCCGCCCAGCCUGCCCCAGAAGGACGACUACGGCAAGGGGGUGAUCUUCUACCUGCGGGACAAGGUGGUGGUCGGGAUCAUCCUGUGGAACGUCUUCAACAGGAUGCCCAUCGCACGCAAGAUCAUCAAAGACGGGGAGGAACAUGCAGAUCUGAACGAAGUGGCCAAACUCUUCAACAUCCACGAGGAUUAGAGUGUGUGUGUGUGUGUGUGUGUGUGUGUGUGUGUGUGCUAGGAGUGUGUGUGUGUUGAGCGCAGAGCUAAUGGCGUGUGAAGGCUGUCGCGGCCGAUAAUCGUUCGGAAGUGUGACGACCGCGCUGGGAGAACCCGGCUGCUGAACCUCUGCACUGCAUCUCAUUUCCUGUCGUCACUGCAGCUCACUUCCUGUCCCUGGGAGAACGCACAGGGGCGUGUUUCUGUAAUUAAGACGAGCGUUUGGCACUUUUCACGUUCUGAGUUUGUCGUGUGUUCGAACAAUCAGUUUGAUCCGUCUCAUUAGGCCACGCCCACAAGGUGAAUGCAUCGUCCUCGUCGGGAAAAUGUGAUUCAAGUAUAAUUGUCUCUCUCUCUCUCUCCCUCUCUCCAUCUAUUGGUCUCUCUCCCUCUGUCUGUCUCUCCGUCUCCUCCCUGUCUCUCCGUCUCCUCCCCCAUCGCUCGAUCAAGGAUUGUAUCCUCAGUGUGUGUAAAGGAGUUGGAAAAAAAAGAAGAUGAAAUCCGCAAUAAAAAAAUAUUUUUAAAGUGAAA
Gadus macrocephalus (Pacific cod) is the source of this 2768-nucleotide messenger RNA. RefSeq names its product apoptosis inducing factor mitochondrion associated 1 (gene aifm1). Gene Ontology annotation, molecular function: NAD(P)H oxidase H2O2-forming activity; FAD binding; protein dimerization activity. Gene Ontology annotation, cellular component: mitochondrion; cytoplasm. Bases 16 to 2217 code for a protein of 733 amino acids. Lineage: Eukaryota; Metazoa; Chordata; Actinopteri; Gadiformes; Gadidae. The record is from RefSeq and is a predicted model, not a curated record. Gene Ontology annotation, biological process: mitochondrial respiratory chain complex assembly; apoptotic process. The transcript is spliced from 17 exons.